Messenger RNA from Symbiodinium sp. CCMP2456, 1866 nucleotides. The record is from the annotation of a GenBank genome assembly. Lineage: Eukaryota; Dinophyceae; Suessiales; Symbiodiniaceae.
GCGAUCGCGGUGGCUGUGCUGGGAUCUGCUGCACUGACUUUCAUCGUUCCAAGUCACGCACACGAACAGCAGGAUAGGGCAUCGCGAAGAAGUCUCCUUGGUGCGGUCGUGGCUUCACCUUUGGUCCUGGGUGUGGCUCCGGCAGUUCUGGCUGCAGACAAGACCCCGGGAAGGCUGGAGGCCUAUGGCUUGAGCGGCAAGCGGGCCAAGGAUGUCAACGGUCUUUGGAGCGUGUUCCCAGAUAAAAAGGUGAACGGGAGAGCGGUCUACAAGAAGGACGAUGCCGACAUUUACCUGACUUAUAGUGACUGUCAGCAGUUCCAGAUGGUCAAGAAGCCAACAGGGGAGUGCGAGGGCUUUGCGUUGGAGUACAAGGGCGUGUGGGAAGUGGAUGGCGAGGACACCCGAAUGAAGGUGAAGCCGUACCAGUCUAAGGAAGAUAGAAAGAAGGCACAGCAGAAAGGUGGAGAACAGCCGAGCGGCGGUGGUGGGUUCUUCCAGCUGGGAAAGAUUGAGCCAAUCAUCCCAAAGCAGGAGAGUGAUGCCGAUGUUCUGUUAAACGGUCAGGAUGUCAAUGAGUAUGUCAGAAGGAAGGGCAGCACUGGCAUGAUGGGCAUGCAAGACUAUCUGACCAACAUGAUGACCCUGGAGGAGGAGGAGUCCAAGAUCGCCGACAGCCUGGAAGCCCGGCUGGAUGCGAAGCUGAAAGACCGAGACAUCAGCAAGGGUCAAGACCGCCUGAUCAUGGCAGAAGAGGCGACAGGAGAGGCUGAAGUGCCGGAGGACUCUGGCGAUGAGUUCCAGGAAGACGCAGAUGAGCAGGGACUAGAGGAUGAAGAUCUCGAGGAAGAGGAGCCAGAAGAUGACGAGGAGAUCGCACCAGGUCAUCUAAGCUCACCCGGUGGAGGAGCCUCGAAGAACGACACCCUGGAUAUGUUGGCUGACAUGUCCGAGCUUUCAGGGUUCGGUGCCUCCGGUAAGAGUGCAAGCGCUUCGCAUAGCCGCAGAGCGGGCAGUUUCAGCCGAGUUGGUGGAGCCGGGUCCGCCACAGCUUCCAGGCGGUCUGCGGAGGACUCUCGACACGAAGAUGCCGAGGACGUGGUUUUGGCAAGAGAAGCUGUGAAGUGGCUGCUGCAGAAGAUUUACCGCCGAUGUGACAACAGCAAGCUGGAUAAGGUCCCCGACUUGAUGACGCGAUGCGAGGGCAAGGAGGUUUUAUUGCUGCACUCGGCUCUGCUGAAAUACGUUCCAAUGCCGCGCGACGAGGAGAUAGACUGCUUCGGGCAAACUCUGGAAGACAAGGCCGACCUGUUGCAGGAGUUGCUCAUGGGACUUGCAGACCACUUUGGAGUCGACGCCCCUGAAGCUGUGGAUCUGAGCAACCUGGGGAGCUCUUUCCUGCAAGGGCUGUACCAGAUGCUGAGCGACGUCAAGGAGUCCAGGCAGAGGCCGAUCGAAGAUGAUGCGCAUGCGGGAAGGCCGGAAGAGAGGAGCUAUUUCUCACGGCCUUCUGACUCACGGCCUUCUGAGGGCAUCCUUGGAUCCUCUGUGCCAGAGGAAGGCACAGGGAUACCAGAGGUCCCUGACAAAGACUGCGAGAUGCCUUUGGAUCGACGUGAGCAGUUCCUUGCGGCCACGAAGCGAAGGCAUGAGGUGCAGUGGAAGCUCGAAUCGGAAGAAGAAGAGGAGGAAGAAGCCACGGAUGGCGCUAGUGCUACAAUUGAGGAGCCCGUCGCAAGCCCUGCUCCGGAUAGCCGAACCACAAAGCGCCACCGUGUCGACGGAGAAGCACGAAGUUCUCCUGGGAAACGAGGGGGGCAGGGUGGAUGGCAGCUCGGGAAGCAGCCAAUCGAAAUGUUUGAGUGA